Messenger RNA from Clupea harengus (Atlantic herring), 1228 nucleotides. Its product is annotated as C-C chemokine receptor type 6-like. The transcript has a single exon. The annotation marks the transcript as partial. Lineage: Eukaryota; Metazoa; Chordata; Actinopteri; Clupeiformes; Clupeidae. The record is from RefSeq and is a predicted model, not a curated record.
UGUGACACAUCAACAGUUGAGGAUGUGCAGCAUGACCUCGGCUUGUAUGUCCACUCUAUCAUUGUCGUGCUAGGGUUGCUAGGCAACCUGCUGGUCAUUGUCACAUACGCCUUCUACAAGAAGACCAAGUCCAUGACUGAUGUGUACCUGCUGAAUGUGGCAGUGGCGGACGUCCUCUUUGUGGUGGUGUUGCCACUUAUCAUCUACAACGAGCAGAAUAACUGGGCAAUGGGGGUCAUUGCCUGCAAGGUUUUACGAGGGGCCUACAGCCUCAACCUGUACAGUGGGAUGUUUCUGUUAGGCUGUAUCAGCGGCGAUCGCUACCUCGCUAUCGUCUGCGCUAGCAGUUCGCGAUACCUCCGCUCCCGCACGCUUGUCUACAGCCAUGCCAUCUGCCUUGUCGUCUGGGUGAUGGCUCUUCUGCUCUCCCUGCCCACAAUCAUCUACUCACAACUGUAUCAGUACAAUUCUGAAACAUGGAUGGUAGAUCAGAACAGCUCAACAUCUUACAGCAACAACACAGAGCUGACCAACAGCACUGUGACCAUCCCACCACUAGGGGGUAACUUUAGCCCUCACACUGCUUCCACAGAAAUGGAUCCGCCGGUGGAGUGUAUUCUUGUCUUUGAGGAGACACAAGACGUCAUGAAGAUUCUGAUUCCAAGCCUCCAGAUGGCGAUAGGGUUCCUGCUGCCUCUGAUGGUCAUGGUCUUCUGUUACACCUGUGUCAUCCUCACUCUGCUCAAGGCGCGCAACUUCCAGAGGCACAGGGCGGUGCGUGUGGUGCUGACGGUGAUGCUGGUGUUCAUACUCUGCCACCUGCCCUACAACCUCACACUAUUGGUGUACACCAUCACAUUCUGGGAGCAAAAGGACUGCAGUGAUGAGAACUCCCUCCAAAUGGGGCUACACCUCACUCAGACUCUGGCCUAUCUGCACUGCUGCCUCAACCCCUUCCUGUACGCCUUCGUGGGUGUGCGGUUCCGCAGCCACUUCAAGAAGGUUCUGCAGGACCUGUGGUGUGUGGGGAAGGACUACAUGCGGGCGCGACGCCCAUCUUCCCGCCUCACCUCAGAGGUCUGCCUGUCGACGCGCAGGUCAGUUGACUGUUCUGACACAGACAACGGCACCUCCUUCACCGUGUGACCCCAACUAGGUCCUCUUAGGAUUGCAAGCGGACCUAUUCCCAUGUCCCAAACUCCAACUCAAACUGUUUCACCAUUUUUAC